Molecule: messenger RNA, 1097 nt
Organism: Leptonychotes weddellii (Weddell seal)
Lineage: Eukaryota; Metazoa; Chordata; Mammalia; Carnivora; Phocidae
Gene: PPP1R42
Product: protein phosphatase 1 regulatory subunit 42
Molecular function (GO): protein binding
Source: RefSeq, a predicted model, not a curated record
ACCGCACCGGGGCCGCUGAGAAACCUUGCGCCAAAGAAAUUUAAAAACUUGACUUCCAGACUCGGCUCAUCCCGCAAGUGGUGAGGUGCCUUCAGGGAAGAAGCGUGGGGACUGAGGAGACCCUAGAGCCACGUUUCUCAAACUUGCCUGCCAAAAGUUGGGCAUAAAACAAUGCCUAAACCUACUUUUGACAUGGUAUUAGAACCGAGCUACUGCUGAGAGUUUGAUUUAGAGAGAAAUCAUGGUUCGACUAACCCUGGAUUUAAUUGCCAAAAAUAGCAAUCUUAAACCCCGAAAAGAAGAAACCACUUCACAAUACCUGAAGAAAAUAACUCAUAUAAAUUUUUCAGACAAAAAUAUAGAUGCAAUUGAAGACCUCUCUCCUUGCAAAAAUCUCAGUGUUUUAUAUUUGUAUGAUAACCGUAUUAGUCAAAUGACUAACUUGAAUUAUGCUACAAAUCUGACCCACUUAUAUCUACAAAACAACUGUAUUUCAUGUAUAGAGAACCUCAGGUCAUUAAAGAAACUGGAAAAACUGUAUCUGGGAGGCAAUUACAUUGCUGUCAUAGAAGGUUUAGAAGGAUUAGAAGGACUAAGAGAGCUUCAUGUUGAGAGUCAGAGGCUUCCCCUUGGAGAAAAGCUUCUGUUUGAUCCAAGAACUCUUCAUUCUCUGGCAAAAUCCCUCUCUAUAUUGAAUAUCAGCAAUAACAAUAUUGAUGACAUAAAAGACCUAGAAAUACUGGAGAAUCUUAAUCAGCUCAUAGCAGUUGACAACCAACUUCUGCUUGUGAAGGAUUUGGAAUUUCUACUGAACAAGUUGAUGAAGCUGUGGAAAAUGGAUCUAAAUGGAAAUCCUGUUUGUCUCAAACCUAAAUACAGAGACAGACUGAUACUAGUGUCCAAAUCACUGGAAUUUCUCGAUGGAAAAGAAAUUAAAAAUAUGGAAAGACAAUUCCUAAUAAAUUGGAAAGCAUCCAAAGAUGCCAGGAAAAUCAGCAAGAAAAGGAACACUAAAACCGAGGAUGCAGGUAUCCCUCUUUGAAGGAAUCUGAAAGCUUGCUGACAAAAGUGAUAUACUUGAACUUCACCUUCUCCGA